Temnothorax curvispinosus is the source of this 1265-nucleotide messenger RNA. RefSeq names its product carboxypeptidase B-like. The transcript has 4 exons. Gene Ontology annotation, biological process: proteolysis. Bases 168 to 971 code for a protein of 267 amino acids. NCBI's taxonomy places the organism in Eukaryota, Metazoa, Arthropoda, Insecta, Hymenoptera, Formicidae. Gene Ontology annotation, molecular function: zinc ion binding; metallocarboxypeptidase activity. The record is from RefSeq and is a predicted model, not a curated record.
AUCAUUAACGUCAUAUAUAACGCAAAAACUUUUAUUAUGAAUUAAUUAUGAAAAAUUAUGGUCAGCCGAUUCUCACCGGCGAUGUGUUGAACCCGUAUUCUCACGUUUUGCACACACCUCGUCCCGUUAGAUCAUCUUUUCGGUAAACCGUCAUCGUCUUCGCAGGCAUGCAUGGACGAGAAUGGAUUGGUACCGCGGUGGCGACCUACAUAUUGAGUCAACUGGUGGAAAAGAAUUCGAGCUACACGAAGUUGUUGGGUAAUUCGGACUGGAUGAUUCUGCCGGUUGUGAAUCCCGACGGUUACGAGUAUAGCCAUGUCGGCGACCGUUUUUGGCGGAAAACCAGAAGCAAUCACGUGGAAAGCCAAAACGACAGUAGAUACACGCCUUCCAAUUUAUUACAGUUCGUAACACACUAUGCCAGAUGGUUAUGGACUACAUGCGAAGGAGUCGAUCCGAAUCGAAAUUUUGCAUACCACUGGGGCGAAGAGAAAGAAGGAGGUGCCAGUUCAGAUCCCUGCCAGGAAACAUAUUCCGGGCCUUACGCCUUUUCCGAACCCGAAACGAAGGCCAUGGCGGAUUACAUUAUGGCGAACAAGCAACAUAUUCGAAUGUACUUGACUCUGCAUUCUUAUUCGCAAAUGUGGCUGGUACCGUGGAGUUACACACGUUCGAAACCGCCGGAUUUCUCCGAUUUGAUGAGUGUAGCGAAAAAGGCAAUUAACGCGAUCACGAAAGUUCACGGCACUAAUUAUCAACUUGGACCGUCAGCAGAACUGAUGUAUCCGACUUCUGGAGCGUCUGACGACUGGGCUAAAGGCGUUGCUUCGAUAAAGUAUGCGUACACGGUGGAACUACGUGAUCGCGGAACGUACGGAUUCCUAUUACCGGCUAAUCAAAUAGUUCCGACUGCGCGCGAGAUCUGGGCAGGAAUCCGGGCGAUCGCACGCUUAGUUACCUGCAACACGUGAAAUCCACGUUUCGCGCACUUCUGAUGCGCACUUAAGCGUCUGAACGUUCUUUCUUCGAUCCAGAUAAUGGAAACUGGAUCAAUGCCCUUUGUGAAUCACAGAAAUGUGGGAUUUUACGCACACGUCAUUUUUGCGCAAUUUUGGACAUCGAUGGACAGGGUACAUAGGGCAUUCGUACUGAGAAAUCAACACUCGUAUUGUUAUCGAAGAGUUACAAGAGACGAGAGAUAAAUUUACAUGGAAUUGGAUGCAUUAUAUCAUUGUUUUCUGUUAUGAUAUCAUUGAUUGUCGAGU